GUUGUCCUCGUCGUUGAGCCGCCGGCGGGCUCGCUUCGGCGCCGCAGCGAACCGGCAGGUGCGGACGUCGGCCGGAGCUCAGUCGGCUUUCGAAGCUCGACGGGAGCAGGGAGCGGCGCGUGCCGAGUCUGCGUCUGUUUGUCAUCUGAGAAGAAUCGGCUCGAGAACAAAGAGGACAAAAGGAACGAGAUGCCGUUUCCAAGCUUCCGAAGCGAUUUCGGGGUCCGAUAGCGUGAGCCGAUCGGUUGCUGACACUCGAGUCGGGUCGGUCCAAAGUGCACUCGGUCCGUCUUGACGACAGACAGGCAGCCAAAGUCCUCGCGUGUGCACUUGGGACUCGAAAGGUUGUGUCGAUGUUGACCUGACGCCUGCCUGCGCCUUUUCCCUCUGCGUCGCCGAAGCGGAAGAACCUUUUUCGACCAUUUCUUCGGGAUCCUCGCGACUCCGCACGAGACUUCCCGGAAGGCCGCCGGCCGUCGUCCCGCCAUGACCCGGGCGCUCCCGCUCCCGCGGCUGCUGCUGCUGCUGCUGCUGCCGGCGCUGCUGCCGGCCCGCUCCGAACCCGAUCGCUGCUUCUCCAGGCAGCACCCGAACGCCGUCGUCAACGCCAGGGCGGCGCUCGCCGGCGCCGGCGCCGGGGCCGGCGUCGCCGUCAGCGCCCGGGCCCUGGCGUCCGAGCGGGACUGCGUGCUGGCCUGCUGCUCCCAGCCGGGGCGGCCAGGCGCCCAGUGCGACGUGGCCGUGUUCGACGGCAACAAGCGCGGCGGCGAGGACAACUGCUUCCUGUACCGCUGCCCGGGCCGGCGCGACUGCCCGCUGGCGGAGGCGCCGCCGGGCGUGAGCACCUAUGACAUCUUCAAAGGUGCGAACCACCCGAGUCCUCUCCGUCCCGUUGGCACGACGACCGUCGCCAUGACGACUGGCGUCGGCGCCGCCCCCGUUCCGGGAACCGCCGCGACAGACGCCGCGGCCGCCGGGACCAGCGAGAAGACCGGCAAAAAACUCGACAAGACAAAAACCACCAGAAAGACAAAAAGUCAUCCGGCCAAUGAGGAGGCGGGGUCUCGGACAGCUGACAAACGGCCCACAAGUGCUCCACCUGCGACUCCUCCUCCUACCACGACUGCGCCCGUUACCGUCACCAUGACUCCGCCCCCUACGACCAUCACUUUGCCCCCUAUGACCGUGACUCCUCCCGCAACCAUCGCGACUCCUCCCACUAUAAAAUCCACUCCGCCUCCUCCGACCGUGACUCCUCCCACAACUCAGACUCCCCUUGCUCCUGCCACCACGACUCCUCCUACCACAACCCAAACUCCGCCUCCUCCAAGCACAACUUCUACGACGACUGCCGUGACUCCUCCUACCACCCCUGUGGCUCCACCUCCUACCACGGCGACCCCGCCUCCUGCAACUUUGACCACGCCCACUCCAUUGACUUCCAGCAGUAGGCGGAGUCAGAUGUCCGACGUGCUCGUCGGUCCCCACGGCGACGCCGUCCAGAACGGCAGCGUCAAAACGGCGUCGGGGGCGGGGCCUUCGAAAAGCGGCGCGGCGGUGUUCCUGGCGGUGGGCGUGGCCGUGCUGCUGCUGGCCUUGGCGGUGGGCGGGCGCAAGGCCAUGGAGUCCUUCGACAGGCGCCAUUACACCAGGCUGGAGCUCAACGACCUCCACUACGACCUGUGAACCGGCGACGGCGCGCCGCGAUUGGCCGGCGAACGCCUCGGCCCGUCUCGAUUGACGGCAACCGACGACGGCGGGACGUGUCGCUAUCACGUGACCGUAGCGAGUUGGUCUCUGGUGGCCAAUGGGGAGACAUGUUGACGUGAGUCAUGAGUAUUUGCGAUGUGUCCAAACUCAGGAAGAUGACAUUUCUGGGGCCUGCUGCGGCGCAAACUGGCAUUCCGGAUUACGAUGGCUCAUACUUAUAUCUAAUUCCCGUCCCCAAAGUACAGCUCGCACCGUUUCACAGAGCCGCACAAAUGAGGACCCAAAAGACUUUGAUCAGAAUUUUAUUUUUUUUUGGUAUGAAUUCCGUGCUACCGUGGCGACAUAUAAUCAUCCCGAAACGACGCAUGAACUCCCAUUGAGAAUGAAUGGGCCGCCGUCCAGAUUUGACAAACUGUACUUUUCUUGACCAAAUUAGACCCUUCCAUCAAUCAGUUCAGCUCAUUCGCAUUCCAAAAUUGUUUCCGUUCUUCAGAACAAAAGACCCAAAUUCCGAUUUUUCUUUUGCCUUCUGUACGCAUUUAAAGACUUUCUUUUUCAUUGAGAACAAAGGUUUGAAUAGUUCUCCAAGUCAAGUGUUGACAAAUGCACUUUUUAGACUUUUUGGAAAAUUUCCGCACGACUUUUGCAGUGGAGUUAAUAAUACUGUAAUAAUAACCGUACUGGUCUGUCAUUUCAUCA
Messenger RNA from Phyllopteryx taeniolatus (common seadragon), 2409 nucleotides. RefSeq names its product MANSC domain containing 1 (gene mansc1). NCBI's taxonomy places the organism in Eukaryota, Metazoa, Chordata, Actinopteri, Syngnathiformes, Syngnathidae. The coding region runs from base 487 to 1686 and encodes 399 amino acids. The transcript is spliced from 4 exons. The record is from RefSeq and is a predicted model, not a curated record.